Dama dama (fallow deer) is the source of this 3455-nucleotide messenger RNA. RefSeq names its product LRAT domain containing 1 (gene LRATD1). Bases 251 to 1132 code for a protein of 293 amino acids. The transcript has 2 exons. The record is from RefSeq and is a predicted model, not a curated record. Lineage: Eukaryota; Metazoa; Chordata; Mammalia; Artiodactyla; Cervidae.
ACUGCCCAGGUGGAGCCGGCGCCCCUGCCACCGCCGACCGGCAGGCGCACGGGCACCGCGCCGGGGAUCGCACCGCACCGAUCCGCGCGGGGCAGAACUGAGCCGCAGCCUCGCUCGCCGCCCAGGACCCGCUCGUCACCACCACCUCCGCGGCACCCAUGGGGACCAGGAGACUUUAAAGGAGUUUGGGGUUUCAGGAGCAGGGAAAUCACGGAUCCCCGCUCCUGGCCCUCGCCUCGCCGCCUCAUUGAUGGGCAACCAACUGGACCGCAUCACCCACCUCAGCUACAGCGAGCUGCCCACCGGGGACCCGUCAGGGAUCGAAAAGGACGAACUGCGGGUCGGGGUCGCUUACUUCUUCUCGGAUGAAGAGGAGGACUUGGACGAACGCGGCCAGCCGGACAAGUUCGGCGUGAAGGCCCCCCCUGGCUGCGCCCCGUGCCCGGAGAGCCCCAGCCGCCACCAUCACCACCACCACCUGCUGCACCAGCUGGUCCUCAACGAAACUCAGUUCUCCGCCUUUCGGGGCCAGGAAUGCAUCUUUUCCAAAGUGAGCGGCGGCCCGCAGGGCGCCGACCUGAGCGUCUACGCGGUCACCGCCCUACCGGCGCUCUGCGAGCCAGGCGACCUGCUGGAGCUGCUGUGGCUGCAACCUGCGCCGGAGCCGCCCGCGCCAGCCCCGCACUGGGCCGUGUACGUGGGCGGCGGGCAGAUCAUCCACCUGUGCCAAGGCGAGAUCCGCCAGGACAGCCUGUACGAGGCGGGCGCGGCCAACGUGGGCCGGGUGGUGAAUAGCUGGUACCGCUACCGCCCCCUGGUGGCGGAGCUGGUGGUGCAGAACGCCUGCGGCCACCUGGGCCUCAAGAGCGAAGAGAUCUGCUGGACGAACUCGGAGAGCUUCGCCGCCUGGUGCCGCUUCGGCAAGCGGGAGUUCAAGGCGGGCGGGGAGGUGCCGGCCGGCACGCAGCCCCCGCAGCAGCAGUACUGUCUCAAGGUGCACCUAGCUGACAACAAGGUGCACACGGCCCGCUUUCACAGCCUGGAGGACCUCAUCCGCGAGAAGCGCCGCAUAGACGCCAGCGGCCGCCUGCGGGUGCUCCAGGAGCUCGCCGACCUCGUGGAUGCCAAGUAGUAGCGGUAGCCUGGAGGGGAGAGCCGCCCGCCCCUCUAGUCUUCUGGCGCCCGGCUCCUCCCCAGCCCCCGGGCUCCAGGCCGGCGAUUCACCAUCCCCGCCCCCCGUUAAGUGGCCGCCGGCAGCGGCCAGCGCCCCAGGUGGCAGCCUCAGCCUCGCACCUCUCUGGCGAUGGCAGAAGUCCCAGGAACUCGCCCGGGGACCCAAAGGGCGGUGCGCGCUCGGCGGAGCCCCCUAAGGGUGGUGAUGGUGUUGGGAGACCCAGCGUGCGCCGCCCGCCCCCUCCUUGGGUUGUAAGUGGAGAUUGGAGAAUGGGCCGAGGGGAGCAGGGGUCAGGCCUUCCUGACCCUCGAUCACUCCUAGAAAGGGACCUUCACCGUGCCCCAAACGUGCACAGACAAGGCUGGUGGGAGGUGAGCAUCGAGCGUGCCAGGGCACCAAUCCGUUCCAUAUGGAUGUGUCCCCAGACGGCAGGAUUUCCGAGAAAUCGAGCCUGUCCCUUCUGCACUUGUGAAUAAUUGCACAAGAGAGCACUUCGGGACUCCGGGUUACCCCGAGGCCGCCCGGGACUCUUCCAGCUCUCCAGCCCCGGGCCUCCUGACAUUGUUAUCCCAGGCUCCGGGCUAAGCUAGAGUUUGCCUCCCGAUCUUUCCACCCAGGGAAGCGAACGCCACUCCCCACCCGCAUCCGCCUGUGAGUCUCCCUUGCUGGCAGAAGGAAUGCCUUCCAGGUCCAGGGAGGUUGAAGGCGCAGCUCUUUUGGUGAGGAGGGCCGGUCCCGCCCCCCACCCCGGACAAGGGGAAGAAGGUUCGCCAGGUGUCAGCGAAUUGAAUUUGUCAAGAGGGUGCUGUUCUCAACCCUAGAUGGCUCCCUCCUAGGGCUGCGUUUCCAAAAUAACCACAUUUUUAAAGGGGUUGGAGGAGAGGGAGGGGAAGACAUGGCAACAUUCCAGAAACCAGCAUUGUUCCAGCACCAUAGCCAGUACAUUUCGUUUGGCUUGUCUAUAACAGAAAUCUCAGAAGGUGGGGAGGUGGAAAUCAAGUUUUAAAAGUAGAAAGAGCAGUUUUCCAACUUUGUCAACAAAGCCGAUCGUGUUGAUGUUUUUUAUUGACCAUUUUAGCAACAUGCUAAUAAAAUUUCAAAUUGAAAUUUUUAUUUUCAUGGCUUUAAUCCAUGAUAGCUUAAAUACUGGGGGCCAUUAAGAGUGGAUUUAGCUAGGAGCUUAGCUAACAUUGCCUUUUCACUCUAUUUUUCUCAAACCUUAUGAGAAUUCUGUUUUUGUAUAUUGUGGUUCUUUUUUUUUUUUUUUUUUUUCUUUAAGGGCAGCCUAAGUAAUGGUGGAGUUUUUAAUCAAUGUGUAUAUUGUGAUGAACUUCUGUCAGUUAAGGGGUGUACUGCUUUGGUGGAAAUUGCUAGGUUCCAUGGUGUUAAUUUCUCCCUGUUGUAUACCACUACCAUCCCAUAUUUGCAUUUUUUGUUUUCUUCAUUUCCCCUGAUCUUCUGAAAAAAAAUGAAUGUAGAAUUGGUGGCUUUUCCCCCCCUCCUCUUUAGCCAGUCCCACAGUUUAUUCCUGAAAACUGGAGAGAACUUCAAGGAUCAGGAGGAACAUAUGGUUUUCAAAAAAGUAAGGUUGUUUGAAACCCCUUCCUUGGGCAAGGACUUACUAACUUCUCUCCUUGUGCCGCAGCCCCGUCUGAUUAACUUGUUACUUGACUCAGUGUGUGUUAGACACACCUCCAGCAUCUAUUUCCCUUUCAAGGGAAUUUGUCAAAUAACAGUGUUUAGCUAAUUGUUGCAAGCAAUCACAUACUGACAGCAACUGAUUUAGUUGGACAGCAAAUAUUAUGGCCAAAGCCAGUUUCUUGGCAUUUCAAAAAUAAUGCAAUAAAAACUAGUCGAGGUUAGCUGAGACUGGAAAUGCAUUUUUUUUUUUUCUUCAUGGUAAAAAUGAUUCAUCUCUGUUUUGUUUUUUGGUUUUCAGCCUGGAUUCAUUCCCUGAUCUUGAGUCAAAAGGUCAGAUCAAUGAACUAUGAACUAGAGUAUUUUUCUUAAGCCUAUUGAGUGAUUUAUUUUUUAAAAAAUGUUUAAACGCCUAUGCUUUUCUUUCAGCACAUACAACAGCAAAACUUUUGUAAUAAUGAACUUAUCUUUGCAUGUAUGGAGAACUGAAAAUCAUUUAUUUCCCUUAUUCCCCUUUCAAAUAACAGAUGGUGGAUCCUAAAUCAAAAUUCUAUAUUGUAUCUACACAGCCCACAUUCUUUACUGUGUCCUACUGUAUCUUGGCUCUCUGCUGUAUUAAAUACUAUCCUAAGCACUUGUUCAA